Alosa alosa (allis shad) is the source of this 3400-nucleotide messenger RNA. RefSeq names its product neurogenic locus notch homolog protein 1-like. Gene Ontology annotation, cellular component: protein-containing complex; plasma membrane. Gene Ontology annotation, biological process: Notch signaling pathway; heterophilic cell-cell adhesion; establishment or maintenance of epithelial cell apical/basal polarity. Bases 766 to 2688 code for a protein of 640 amino acids. The transcript has 13 exons. Gene Ontology annotation, molecular function: calcium ion binding; Notch binding. NCBI's taxonomy places the organism in Eukaryota, Metazoa, Chordata, Actinopteri, Clupeiformes, Clupeidae. The record is from RefSeq and is a predicted model, not a curated record.
UCGUUGGUCAGAGGUGAAGAAUUCUGUGUGACAGAAUUUAUCCUGCCCUGGAACUGACACUUCAGAGAUUAUGCCGUCUUUAUGUUAUGUUGACUCAUUUGCAGUACUUUUCAAGAAAUAGAUAAGAUGUACUGAUGAUAUUGUAUACAAGGAUCUAUAACUAUAAUCAUGUGGCGGUUGCAUAUCUCUGUAGUCCUUUUCUAGCCUAAUAGGUCUAGACUUGAUUAUUUUGAUUUGAUGAACUUAACUGUUACUUCUAAAUGUAGAAACAAUGAAAAGUGUGCUUUUAUCAGUGCAAAAGACACUUUUUGUGAAGAGUGCCAAGACUUUUGACCGUGUCAGUUUGUCACUUCCCGCUCCAUUUUGGUGAUAUUUUGUGUUGAAUUUGGGGAAACAAAUUCUUGUUUCAGUUAUGUUGAGCUAUUGUGGUUUGUUUGUUUUCUCAAAAUAACUCCAAAAGUGUGUGUAUUUUGCUUAAAAACCAACAUUUCUAAAGGGGUGCCAAUACUUUUGUCAGUGACUGUAGCAAAGACCUCCUUUAAACUUUACCUUUCGUUAUCUAUUCAUCUGUACAUUUGUUUAACCCUGAAAACUUAAACAAAGUGGCUCAUCAUUUCCUGGCAGUUAUGUGUGUUUGUUUUGAUCAGUUGAAUGCCCUUGGCCUAUUUUAUUUUUUUUCAAAGAGAGGCAAAAAUAUCAGUUAGCGGAGAGGACGGCUACUGGCUGCCAAUUUUCUCCUAGGAAAGUCUAUUUUGGCAUAUUUAGAUGGAGAAAGUGAUCACCAUGACCAGGCGACUCAAAUCAAAAACAUUCUUACUUUUUUCCCUCAUCAUAUACCUCCAAUCCACCUGUUGCACAGAGCUGCCCUCAGAUGACUGUGUGCUUAAAACGUGUUCAGAGGGUCAAAUCUGUGUUGAAGCUCCUGCGGGUUCUAAGAGCUCCUGCGCUUGCCCUCAAGGAUACCAAGGCAGUGCAUGUGACCAGGACAUCAAUGAGUGCUCAGCAGGCUCCAACCCUUGCAAGCACAGUGGGCGCUGCAUCAACACUUUGGGCUCCUACAGCUGCCAGUGCCUGCUGGGUUAUAUGGGCUUACAUUGUGAACUGGAGGUGAAUAAGUGUGAAUCAAACCCCUGCAAAAACAAUGCAUCCUGCCUUAAUUUGAUUGGACGAUACAAAUGUAUCUGCAAAUCAGGCUUUGCUGGUCCACAGUGUGAGGAUGUUGUCUGUGGUCAGCACAUUUGUCAUAAUGGGGGAACGUGUGUAAAAACUCUAAAUGGUUCCUCUUGUCAAUGUGGAAAACAGUGGACAGGUCAGUACUGCACAGAGAAGGACUGCUUUUCCUUUGGUUGGUGCAAAAAUGGGGGAAAGUGUGUAAGAACAGACACAGGGAGUCACUGCGAAUGUGCGCCUGGCUGGACUGGAGAGGACUGCAGCGAGAACAUUGAUAAGUGCGUAAAUGCAGCUUGUUCACAGGGAGCAACUUGCAUUGACAGAGUUGACUCGUUCAGCUGUGUUUGUCCGUAUGGACGCACUGGUCUGUUGUGUCAAUUAGACGAUGCCUGCAUAACCAAUCCAUGUCCACAAGGUAGCAAUUGCGACACAAACCCAGUAACUGGGAAAUUCAUCUGCACCUGUCCUACAGGAUAUGUGGGUCGUGACUGCAGUGUGGACGUUGAUGAGUGCUCAUUAGGGCACCCAUGUGAGCAUGGAGGGCGCUGCAUCAACACUGUUGGGUCCUUCUCCUGUCGGUGCCCAGUUGGUUACGCAGGCUCACGCUGUGAGUUAGAAAUUAACGAGUGUGCAUCCAAUCCCUGCCAAAACGGUGCAACAUGCCUUGACCAGAUUGGAGGAUACAUAUGUAUCUGUCAUCAAGGAUAUCUGGGUCGUGACUGCAGUGUGGACGUUGAUGAGUGCUCAUUAGGUAACCCAUGUGAGCAUGGAGGGCGCUGCAUCAACACUGUUGGAUCCUUCUCCUGUCGGUGCCCAGUUGGUUACGCAGGCUCACGCUGUGAGUUAGAAAUUAACGAGUGUGCAUCCAAUCCCUGCCAAAACGGCGCAACAUGUCUUGACCAGAUUGGAGAAUACAAAUGUAUCUGUCAUCCAGGUCAGUACUGCACAGAGAAGGACUGCUUUUCCUUUGGCUGGUGCAAAAAUGGGGGAAAGUGCUUAAGAACAGACACAGGGAGUCACUGCGAAUGUGCGCGUGGCUGGACUGGAGAGGACUGCAGCGAGAACAUUGAUGAUUGCCUAAAUGCAGCUUGUUCACAGGGAGCAACUUGCAUUGACAGAGUUGACUCGUUCAGCUGUGUUUGUCCGUAUGGACGCACUGGUCUGUUGUGUCAUUUAGACGAUGCCUGCAUAACCAAUCCAUGUCCACAAGGUAGCAAUUGCGACACAAACCCAGUAACUGGGAAAUUCAUCUGCACCUGUCCUACAGGAUAUGUGGGUCGUGACUGCAGUGUGGACGUUGAUGAGUGCUCAUUAGGCCAUAACCCAUGUGAGCAUGGAGGGCGCUGCAUCAACACUGUUGGGUCCUUCUCCUGUCGGUGCCCAGUUGGUUACGCAGGCUCACGCUGUGAGUUAGAAAUUAACAAGUGUGCAUCCAAUCCCUGCCAAAACGGCGCAACAUGUCUUGACCAGAUUGGAGGAUACAAAUGUAUCUGUCAUCCAGGUUUGUAUAUGUUGUAAACGUUUGUAUAAGCAUGUGUGAUCGUUGAGUAGUAACGUCACCAUCUAACAAUUGGUUGGCCUGGGUUACUCAACCCGCCGUUGCGAAUCUGUGCCAUUUUGGAUAAAACUUUCACUUUCACUUUAGUCAACGUUACAUAUUGUAGUCAGUCUUUGUUAUUUGUAUCUAUAUUUUAUUUGUAUGUUGUUGUGCAGUUUGUUGAUUCAGGACCUAUCCUGCAUAUUCUUUAAAUACUACAGAAUAAUAUGCGCCGUGUUUAAAAUGUUUCUUUUGCAUGCCUAUCUAGAUAUAACUUCUGGAAGCUAUCAUACUUUGUUUCCAGGCCAAUCCUGUGAAUGUUUUAAUGGCCGGGCUUCAAUUGUUUAGUUUGUAAUCAAAACUAAUCUCACACUCACAAAAUUGAAAACACUGAUCUGUAGGUUACACCCAUUGUUUUCCUAUUAUGUGGGUCUAAAAAAAGAGACUUACAUGUAUCUGAUUUACUGGAUCUCAGCAGUCAAUUCAUUGGAGAACUGUUAAGCAUGUUGCCCAGGUGAAAGCUCCUUUGAGAUGCUUUGGUAUUGUGUGGGGGGAUAUGUAUUAAGGCCUUUUGUGAUCCAUUUUCCCUUCAGGGUUCUCAGGGAAUCAGUGUGAAGUGAAAGGGGGGCAGUAGGGGCACUGAUCACAUGUUGACCUACUGGAAUCAGCACUUCCAAUUAGCACUUCCAAUCA